AUGUCUCAACUCAUCUCACACUUCACCGAACCCACCACCUCAUACUGGCAAAAGAUAAACACUCCCUCCAAGCCUAACCAAGCACCUUGGAAAUACGGAUACCCGGCCAAACUACCGGACUCACGUAUCCUCAUCUUACCAAUCCGACCCUUGAAGGAUAAUCCCAACCAUGCCGUUGCAUCUCUUCUCGUAAACCAAGCCUCGAUGGAUGUCGUGGAGAUUCUGGCGGAUUUCCUGGCUGAUCUUGUGCGUCCAUUUGAGCCCGAAGUCAUUAUUGGUCUUCCCACUCUUGGCCUUAGCCUUGCUCCUCUCGUUGCGAGGAAACUUGGUUUGAAGAGAUACGUUCCAUUAGGAUACUCGAGAAAAUUCUGGUACGAUGAUGGGCUCUCGGUAGAGGUAUCAUCGAUCACAUCUCCAGAACUGGGGGUGAAGAAGGUUUAUCUGGAUCCGCAUCAGUUACCUCUAGUUCUAGGAAAGAGAGCGGUGAUCAUUGAUGAUGCGGUGAGUUCGGGGGUAACUCUCAAGAUGACUUGGGAUAUGUUGGAUAGAAUAGGUUGUGAUAUUGUGGGUUGUGGUGUGGUGAUGAAGCAAGGUUCAAAAUGGCAAGAGAAGAUUGGUCUGUCGAGAGUAGACAAAUUAGUUUAUGUUCUGGAUAGCCCUCUUCUGGAAGCAGUUGAAGAUGGAUGGGCCUUGCGAUCUUGA
Messenger RNA from Sclerotinia borealis F-4128, 702 nucleotides. NCBI's taxonomy places the organism in Eukaryota, Fungi, Ascomycota, Leotiomycetes, Helotiales, Sclerotiniaceae. The record is from the annotation of a GenBank genome assembly.